AUCCUUCACAUAAUGUGUUCCUCACAAAGAAAUCCCAACCUGGAUGUAGUCUAGUGUGACGAAGCCGCCAUUUCAAGGCGAAAAGGACCCACUACAGACGCUGUAGGAAAUUUUUGUAUAAUUAUUUUUUAUUUUUCUAAUAUAUAUUUUUAUUUUUAUUAACCAGUAAGGGAAAUAAUAUUGAAUCUACCUCGCCUGCGUCACCAGCUGAAAUGGAUGCAGACACAGAAGAAAAGGUGACAGAAAUGUCAAAAAUUUCCAAGGAUGAGUCUCAGAAACCCUCAAUGGACAACAAAUUUAGGGGUCGUGGGUUUAAGAGCCGCGCUCGAGGGGGUCGGAUGAUUCGAGGUGGCAUGCGUGGUGGACGGGGCAUGAUGAAAGGGUUUGGCCCACCUGGAUUUGGGAGGGGGAGAGGGAAAGAUGGAGCCAUGAAUGGAUUUGGACCCAUGAGAGGAAUGGCGAGGAUGCGACCUUACCCAGACCCCAGAGGUCACCGAGGUAGGGGUGGACCAAUGGGCAUGGGCCCUCCUCCCCCUCCACCUCCAAUGCACCUCAGAGGCCCCUUCCCACCCAUGCACAGGCACGGUCCCCCUCCACCGCCUCCUCCAGGUCAUCCUGGCUUCAGAGGGCGUCCACCACACCCUCGGGGCCGUGGCAUGCUGCCCCCUGGACCUCCACGCCACUUCCACCCCCGCGGCCCAAGAGGCUACCACAAUGGACCGGUCUCUCCUCCGCCUCACCCCCCACCUGGCAGAGGCCAGAGGUGGCCAGGGCCCCCUGGUGGCCGACGCUUUUAACACAGCCUGCCCUAAAAACAAUAACCAAACACUUGUUAAUGCAGAAGGGGCUAAAAGUGGUGCAGUAAAUGAAACGCCCCUUAAUUGUGUGUUACACAAAGUAUCUUCAUGGCAUACUCUGUGGCCAAAUGUCUGCUUAUUGAUAUUGUCUUCUGGCAAGUAAUCAAUGUAAAAAAAAUGACUAAUGACAACAUAAAAUGCCUCCCAACUUUAACAAUGUAAAGUUCUGUUAUCUAUGUUACAGAAAUACUGUUGGUACUGUAGGAACUAUUUGAGAUUAUUGAGAAAAAGUUUGUUGAAAGGGAGGAAUAUUCAUGUCAAAGUACAUUAAAUGUUUUGUGGUUCUUGUUACAGUCACCCUGUGAGCCUUAAGACGUUUUUUCCUGAUACAUAAUAAAGAAUAAAUAAUGGGUGACACUGUAUAUUUGAAGGUGGGGAAAAAUUACUGAAAGGGUGUAAACAGCCCUCGAGCACCACUGUUAACUAGUUUAGUACACCUUGAACUUCUCUAACCUUCCCUUUUGUUACAUGGAAAUAGUUCUGUAUCAUAACCUCACCAAGCAGUGCAGCAGAUAUUGUUUAACACUUACACAUUUUUUCAAAUGAAAAGAAAAUAUUCCACUUUGUCAAGUAUUCAUGAUGAUUUAAUUUUAUAUCGUUAAUGUGCAGCUAUUUAAAGUUCUCACCUAAGUAUUGCUGUUUGGAACAUUCAUGCUUCUACCAUGUAAUGAUACAAUGGAAAGGCAUUAUAAAUGAAUAGUAUAUCGAAAUAGAUAUAGUAGAUUUUAUAAAAGGAAAAUUGCAUUAGUAUUAGCUUCAGUUCAGAACAACUCUUUACUGUGUUUAGUUUCUUGAAGUGUUAUAAAUUCUAUUCAUUGUAAUUAACAUAACUUUUGUGAUCCUGUGAAUGUGUUUGAUGAAAACAGUCGAGACAUAUGAAA
This is a messenger RNA of Centropristis striata (black sea bass), 1738 nucleotides long. RefSeq lists its product as uncharacterized. The coding region runs from base 213 to 797 and encodes 194 amino acids. The transcript has 6 exons. The record is from RefSeq and is a predicted model, not a curated record. NCBI's taxonomy places the organism in Eukaryota, Metazoa, Chordata, Actinopteri, Perciformes, Serranidae.